Molecule: messenger RNA, 2996 nt
Organism: Pseudonaja textilis
Lineage: Eukaryota; Metazoa; Chordata; Lepidosauria; Squamata; Elapidae
Gene: SLC28A3
Product: solute carrier family 28 member 3
Biological process (GO): purine nucleoside transmembrane transport; pyrimidine nucleoside transport
Cellular component (GO): plasma membrane
Molecular function (GO): purine-specific nucleoside:sodium symporter activity; pyrimidine- and adenosine-specific:sodium symporter activity
Source: RefSeq, a predicted model, not a curated record
ACACAGGAAAGUGGAGCAAUGACCUGAGUGUAAGGGUGUGGUUAAGAGUCAGACAAAUGUCAAGGAGAGAACAUACAGCUUAUCUUGAUGUUGCUGCUGGCUGGGUAGGACCAUAAUUACAGCUCUGCCAGCAGGAUAGGUGCCUGUUUCUUUAAAUACCUUUGUGGGAUUACAGCUAUGUCUACAGCUAUGUCCACAAUUAACCGCACUUCUUCCAAUUGCUACAAGAACCCAGGAUUUGAGGAAGACGCUGACUCUUCAAAGACGAACAGUAGUGCAUUAAGAAACAGAAACUUAGAAAGAAGUAAUUCCCUUCAAUCUGACGAGCAUGAGACAAACAUCAAUAUUGACAGUGAGCCACAUGGAAGUCAACCUGAAUCAGAAGAAAACAAGAAUCUUGGGUGCAAGGGGAAACUUGCAAGGAAAUAUGAUAUGGUCCUUCAAUUUUGCAGGAAACAUAAAACUAGAAUCCGAUACAUGAUUUAUGGAACACUAAUUGCGGCUUAUCUGGCAAUGGUGAUUGCAGCCUGCAUCUUGAAUUUUCACAGAGCCUUGGCGCUCUUCAUCCUUACUGUGCUAGCCAUUUUUUUCAUCUGUUGGGACUUUUUCAUAGCCAGAUAUGAGAGUAGAAUUGCAGAGUUGCUGUCUCCUUUGGGAAGAUUUUUGAAAGCUCAAUGGUUUUGGCUGAAAUGGGUAGUGUGGAUCAUCUUAAUAGUUGCUGUUGUGUGUUGGUUAAUUUUUGAUACUGCCAAGCAAGGAACCAACCAGCUUAUUUCCUUUGGUGGCCUUCUUAUGUACAUUCUCUUGAUGCUGAUCUUCUCCAAGUACCCAACUAAAGUUGUAUGGAGGCCAGUAAUCUGGGGUGUUGCAAUGCAGUUUGUUCUUGGACUUAUAACAUUGAGGACCAAAAUAGGAUUUGAUGCAUUCAACUGGCUUGGUAAUCAAGUGCAGAUUUUCUUGGGAUACACUGAUGCUGGUGCUAAAUUUGUGUUUGGUGAAAAGUAUACCGAUCACUUCUUUGCCUUCAAGGUGCUGCCUAUUAUCAUUUUCUUUAGUACAGUGAUGUCUGUGCUAUACCACGUUGGAUUCAUGCAGUGGCUUAUUAAAAAGGUUGGAUGGAUCAUGCAAAUUACCUUACAGACAAGUCCAGUGGAAUCUUUAGUUGCAGCUGGCAAUAUAUUUGUGGGGAUGUCAGAGUCUCCUCUCAUGGUAAAGCCAUAUCUGCCCUAUGUUACCAAGUCUGAACUCCAUGCUAUCAUGACAGCUGGAUUUGCCACUAUUGCUGGAAGUGUUUUAGGAGCAUAUAUUUCAUUUGGGGUUUCAGCUUCCCAUUUAUUAACUGCUUCCGUGAUGUCCGCACCAGCAGCUUUAGCUGUUGCUAAACUCUUCUGGCCUGAGACUGAAAAACCCCAGAUAAAUGCCCAAGAAGAUACAAAAAUGGAAAAAGGAGAAGCUAGGAACCUGUUGGAAGCUGCCAGCCAAGGUGCCAGUGCUGCCAUCCCACUGGUAGCCAACAUUGCUGUGAAUCUGAUUGCCUUCCUUGCUUUGCUGGCCUUUUUUAAUGCAGUCCUGUCUUGGCUGGGGAACAUGUUCGACUACCCACAACUGAGCUUUGAGAUAAUCUGUUCAUAUCUGUUCAUGCCAUUUUCUUUUAUGAUGGGAGUAGAUUGGGAAGACAGCUUUAUUGUUGGUGGGCUCCUUGGUUAUAAGACUUUCUUCAAUGAAUUUGUGGCUUAUGAACACCUUGCAAACUUGAUUAAACUACGCAAGAAGGGAGGACAAAUGUACAUCAAUGGUAUGAAACAGUACUUAAGUAUACGAUCUGAAACAAUUGCCACUUACGCGCUUUGUGGAUUUGCAAAUUUUGGUUCAGUGGGCAUGGUACUUGGAGCACUAUCAUCCUUGGCUCCCUCCAGGAAGAGAGACAUUGCGGGAGGAGCCUUCAGGGCCAUGAUUGCUGGCACUGUGGCCUGCUUCAUGACAGCUUGUGUUGCAGGUAUACUAUCUGAAAAUCCAUGUACAACGUUAUUACAAAGCAACUUCAGUGCGAAUGACAAUAGCACAGAAAUAGUUGCUUGCUGUUUAAACCUCUUUACCAGUGGCAACGGUUCUGCAGAGGUCUUCCCAAAAUCUAACAGCGGUUUAGGAUCCUUGCACCAAUGUUGCCAACUGCUGGGCCCAUCCAAGGUUAAUUGCAGCUUGGUCACUCCAUUAUCUUAAGCUGUUUCAUAGAAUUCAAAUUCAUGGUGAAUGAACAGAAAAGACAAGAUGGAAAUGGGGUGAUCUUGUUGCUAAUGUACACAAGGGAAAAAAACUUGUUUUCAUUUAAACUGGAGUGAUAGCCAUCUGCACCCUCUAUUUUCAUAAUGUUGCUGAUGAAGGACAUGUUGAUAUAUUUGUAAGGAGAAAAAAAAAACUUGCACACACUGUAUAUCACAAUUCACAUUUAAGAUUUUAAAAGACAUUUGAAUCUGAAAUGACUUCCAUCUUGGAUUUAUGGAAAUAACUUGACAACACAUCAUAAGUUAAAAAGUCUGGUUUGCACCAAUUCCCAGCUUGGAUCACGUCGAUGCAACAAGCCACUAAACUUGGUUAAAAUGCAGCCUGUGAUGCGAUAAGAUGGAGACAGGUUCCAUCACAUUAAUUCAAUUUGAACCCAUCAGAGAAAUAUUCAAUAAUUAUUUAAAAUGACUCUACGUUUGCUUAAUUUACACCUGUUUAGAUACCUAUCUUUGUUCUACUGAGAUAAGAUUGUUAUUUUAAUGUGAUCCUAAGAAUUAAGGAUCAGAAUGAAGCUGCUUCUUUUCCAUGUAUGGAGCUUAUUUCCAAAUCCAAGUCAGAAAACAAGCAACUAACAAACUAAUGGAACUCCGCUUUGGUGUUAUAGGAUAUAAUAACAGAAUUUCAAAAUCUUGCCAGAGUUUCCCUCUAGGCUCUCUUGUGCCAACAAAAUCAAAUCAGGGCUAUCUUGACUUUCUUUCCUACCCCUUCUUCUU